This is a messenger RNA of Apis florea (little honeybee), 1624 nucleotides long. RefSeq lists its product as uncharacterized. Gene Ontology annotation, cellular component: mitochondrion. NCBI's taxonomy places the organism in Eukaryota, Metazoa, Arthropoda, Insecta, Hymenoptera, Apidae. The record is from RefSeq and is a predicted model, not a curated record.
GAUAUAAUAUUGAAUGUCAAAUCUAUUUUAUACGUAGUCUAUGCCUAUUCAAAAUACUUACUUAUUUAGGAUGGCGCUGUCACGAAUCAGCAAUUCACCUAAUUUAUUAACAACUUUAUCACAAAUCUCAUAUACAGCACGUACGCCAUUAGGUGAAAUGCAAUAUACACGAUGUGCAACUGCGCAUCGCAUGAAAAAUCUCCAUGUUACAAGCGUUCGUCGUUAUCCUGAUCCGCCCACUAUACCGCUUCCUACAAACAUCUCUGAAAUAUUUGCAAAUGAGACCGGCCGAUUUACUCCUGAAAGAACACGAGACAUUGCCGCACCGAUACUACUAUAUGGCAAGAAUGAUUGCACAUCAUUUUCCUUGGAACAAUUAAUAAAACCGAAAGAACAUUUGAGUAAUUUGGAAAACUGCAAUGACACGCAUAUAGAUUCAUAUGAUUGUUUUGGAGCGGUUAGUUUAAAUGGCACGAUGCAAAGCAAUGUACCGAAACCAUUUUGCUCCAAUGGAAAAUCGACACAUUUGAAUAUGCCGGGUGGUCAAUGGGCCAGAGAUGGAAAAUUUAUUGCCGAAGAUAUGCAGAAAUUACAUUAUAGAAGCAACCGUUUAGAAUCGAAAUUGAAUAAAAACGGUCUAAUAAAUCAUGUCACAGUGAAUAAUCUUUUCCAAGCAAUGUCCAACUCAAAAUAUAUCUACAGCAUGGGAUAUUCAACAAGUACAUCGUUAAAUAAUUUAUCAAAGUUAAAUGAUAAAAAACAACAGGAGAUUGAAAAAAAAAUAUUGUUGAACAAGAGGGAAAGAUUAAGAAUUAUAGCAAAAGAUUAUGGAAUUACUGUUACCGUAUUUCAUAUAGGAAUUUCACUGAUAUCUCUCGGUGCUUGUUACGCAGCAGUAAUUAGAGGAAUAGAUUUAAAGCCUGUCAUUCAAAGCAUUUUCAACUUAGAAAAUGAACAAAUAGAAGGUAUCCUUGGCAAUUCAUCUACUUUCUUGGUUGCGUAUGGUAUUCAUAAGUUAUUAGCGCCCAUUCGACUUUCGAUAACAUUAGGUAUAGCACCAUUUCUUGUAAAACGAUUAAGAAAACUCGGAAUUCUUAAGUCUCCAAAACAAAUAAAAUUAAAUACAUAGGAAUAAUACUUAAGUGGAUGAUUGUAAUUAUUUGUACUAUAAUUUACUAUAAUUUAUAAAAAUUAAUUUGAUGAAAUAAACUUACAUACACAUAUAAAUCAUUAUUUUUAUGUAUAUAUUCGGAUUUAUUAUAUAUAAAGAAUAUAAUAAGUUGUAAUUACUUUACACAACGUCACGUAUAUUUCAUAUAUGAUAUUUAGCGCAUCUACGAUAAUGUAAGUACGGCUGUUGUAAUUACAAUAGUUUUACUAGUAAGUUUUUCUUUGAUUAAUCGCCGUAAAUACAUAUGACAUACACAAAAGCUCGGCAGUUUCAAUGGACGAAUUGAUCAGUUAUUAUAUUGGAACAAUGAUUGCGCUCGGUACGCAAAUUUUUACCGAGAAUUUUCGAGUCGACUCCCACUUACUUAUUACGAGCCUAACGACAUUUGAUUGCGUAUAGGAAACAUACGAAAAUGCCAAUUACUUGGCAAACAUGUAUAUGUACAUAACUUUU